AUGUCUCGGAUUGCGAAGCGUCAUCCAGACCUGCUGUGCUGCAGCUUCAAUCAGGACUUCUCGUGUAUAGCCGUCGGGCACAAGAAGGGGUAUACCAUUCUCAACUGCGACCCUUUCGGCAAGGUCCAUUCGAAACCGGACCAUGGCGCGACAGCUAUCGUCGAGAUGCUGUUUUGCACCUCACUAGUUGCGCUCGUGGGAGGUGCUGAAAAUCAGCCGGUGAACUCACCUAGGAAGCUGCAGAUAGUCAAUACCAAGCGUCAAUCAACGAUAUGCGAGCUCAUCUUCCCCACUGCGGUGCUCAGCGUCAAGAUGAAUCGGAAGCGCCUCAUUGUGGUGCUCGAGACGGAGAUCUAUAUCUACGACAUCUCCACCAUGAAGCUUCUGCAUACCAUCGAGACUGGCCCAAAUCCGAAUGCUGUAUGCGCCCUGUCAUCAUCAUCCGAGCGAAGUUACCUCGCCUAUCCCUCUCCGGCACCCUCCGCUUCUUCCUCUCCCCUCACUUCCGGCGUCCCUCCCGCUCCUCCUGCACCAACCACAGGCGACGUUCUCCUCUUCGACACCAUCUCCCUCUCGGCCCUGAAUGUCAUUCAGGCGCACAAAACACCUAUCGCAGCUUUAUCGCUCAAUUCUACCGGCACCAUGCUCGCCACCGCAUCAGACAAGGGCACCGUCAUUCGCGUCUACUCGGUCCCGGAAGCAAAGAAGUUAUGGCAGUUCAGGAGGGGAACGAGCAGCGCCAGGAUAUGGAGCAUGAACUUCAACCUCACCUCGACGCUCUUGUCGGUCUCGUCCGACUCGUCGACCAUACACAUUUAUCGACUGCAGAAUCAGGCCGGUGGGAAUGGCUCAGCAUCAGCAGAAUCGAGUCUAGCAGCUCAAUUGCCCAGUCCGGUACCGGAGGACACGGCGUCGGAGACUGCGAGCGUCACCUCGCCACCACCGCACUCGGCGUCCGGGAGCGGCCCGACUAAGAGUCUGGGACGGAAGAGCUAUUUCCUGGGAAAGAGCCUGAUUGGCGGAGUGGGCGGAUAUAUGCCGAGAAGUAUGAGUGAGAUGUGGGAUCCAGAGCGGGAUUUUGCACAUAUCAAGCUGAGAGGGAAUCACGGGCGCACGGUCGUCGCGAUGAGCAGUACGGUACCCCAGGUCAUGGUCAUUUCCAGCGACGGUCUCUUCCAGGCGUAUAGCAUAGAUUUAGAGCACGGAGGAGAAUGCUCCUUGAUGAAGGAGUUUGCACUGCUAGGAAGCGAAGAUGCGAGUGGCGGUACCACCGGGGAGUAA
Messenger RNA from Dioszegia hungarica, 1281 nucleotides. RefSeq names its product putative autophagy-related protein 18. Bases 1 to 1281 code for a protein of 426 amino acids. Gene Ontology annotation, biological process: protein localization to phagophore assembly site; nucleophagy; protein lipidation. The transcript has 7 exons. Gene Ontology annotation, cellular component: cytosol; fungal-type vacuole membrane; phagophore assembly site membrane. Gene Ontology annotation, molecular function: phosphatidylinositol-3,5-bisphosphate binding; protein binding; phosphatidylinositol-3-phosphate binding. The record is from RefSeq and is a predicted model, not a curated record. NCBI's taxonomy places the organism in Eukaryota, Fungi, Basidiomycota, Tremellomycetes, Tremellales, Bulleribasidiaceae.